Molecule: messenger RNA, 1680 nt
Organism: Fonsecaea pedrosoi CBS 271.37
Lineage: Eukaryota; Fungi; Ascomycota; Eurotiomycetes; Chaetothyriales; Herpotrichiellaceae
Exons: 3
Coding region: 1-1680 (559 amino acids)
Source: RefSeq, a predicted model, not a curated record
AUGAGCAAGUUCUCUCGCAUCGCGCAGCAAACUCAGCCAGGAGCUGCAUAUCCUGGUGCACCAACCCCGCAGCCACCGUACCCCUCUCAACCGCCGUAUCAGCAGCAACAGCCACAACCGCCUCCGUCACCUUAUAAUCAGCCUGCGGUUCCUCCUCGACCUAGUGCAUCCCCUCAACCUUACCAGCCUCCGCAGUGGCAAGCGCCUCAACAGCAAUCGCAACAGCCGCCGUAUGGUCAACAGCUAGGUGUCCCCCAGCAGCAAGGGGGGUAUCAGUCACCGCAGCCAGCAUAUCAGUCCUAUCAGUCGCAGUAUCAACAACCACAGAAUCAAUACGGACAACAGCAGUACCAGCAGCAACAGCAACCAACUGGUGGAUAUGGAUAUGGACAACAACCUCCAUACCCUGGCGGGCCCUCUCCUGGUGGUCCUCCUCAACAAUAUGGCGGCGGCCCUCCCCCUCAGCAGUACGGCGGUGCUCCCCCUGGUGGCGCCCCCGGCGGCCCGCCUGCUCCGGUUGGUAACGUGGGCGCCUACAAGCAACUUCUCCAAGCCACCAUUCAAGAGAAAGGACUCCAGAAUUUCUACCCACCAGGCCAUCCCAUGCUUGACCAGAUCGCCAACCGCGCCGCUCAACAAGUCGCUCAGUUGGCCGCGGCAUGGAGGAUCUCUCCUGAAAUAGCCUCGGACAUUGUCAAGUUGGCCCUGUACGACGUUAUCUUGUACAUUGAUGACAGUGGAUCCAUGCAAUUCGAAGAGAAUGGAGAACGUAUUGAUGACCUCAAGUUGAUAUUAUCACGUGUCGCAUUUGCCACCUCCCUCUUCGACGACGAUGGCAUUCAAGUGCGCUUCAUGAACUCUCCUGACCAGGGCAACAACAUUCGCAAUGAGCAGCAGGUCAAUGAGAUGAUUGCGCGUACCCGCUUUUCCGGCCUCACACCCAUGGGUCGCGAAUUACAAAACAAGAUCCUCGGACCUCUUGUUCUGGAGAAUGCCCGACGUGGGACCUUGCGCAAGCCCGUGUUGGUCAUCACCAUCACCGAUGGUCAACCUACGGGCGAAAGCUCGUCCGAUGUGGCUAAGAUCAUUGCGGCGGCAUCGAGCGAGUUGGCGCGCAAUCCGCGGUACGGCAAGGGAGCGUUGGCAUUCCAGUUUGCACAAGUCGGCAAUGACCUGAAAGCGAGAGAGUUUCUGGGAAAACUCGAUGAAGAGCCUACUAUCGGUGACAUCAUUGAUUGCACAUCCAACUACGAAGUCGAAGCUGACGAGAUGUCUCGUGCUAAUCCACCUGUCCAGUUGUCCCCCGAACUCUGGCUUAUCAAACUCCUACUCGGUAGUAUCGACUCGAGCUACGACACCAAAGACGAGAAAGCUGGUGCGAGACCUCCUCAAGGUGGCCCUGGCGGCUAUGGAGGACCUCCAGGCGGUGGUUAUGGUGCUCCACCACCGGGACAAUAUGGUGGUGCUCCAGGCGGCGGGUAUGGACAACCUCAAGGCGGUUACGGUGGUCCUCCUGGUCAAGGUGGCUAUCCCCCACAGCAGGGCGGCUACGGCCAGCCUCAAGGUGGCUAUGGAGGACAGCAAUCGGGCGGUUAUGGACGACCUCCGCAAGGUGGACCACAGGGAGGCUAUCCCCCACAACAGGGCGGCUACGGUGCGCCACCACCCCCAAGAUACUAG